Molecule: messenger RNA, 515 nt
Organism: Racocetra persica
Lineage: Eukaryota; Fungi; Glomeromycota; Glomeromycetes; Diversisporales; Gigasporaceae
Source: the annotation of a GenBank genome assembly
AGCAAUCUUCCAAUCCAACUUCUAUGGCCAAUGCUACCACUUCAACAACCGACGCUACUCAUCAAUCUCAUAAUAAUUCUCACCAUACUCGUUCGCAGCAUGCAAAAAGCACCGAUCACAACAAGGAUCCACAACAAAGCAACGAUAUUGAACAAGAUAAUGCACAAGAAGAGCAAAAAGAACAAAAGGGAUUUAAAGGACAAGCGAAGAAAGAUAUGCAGAAUGUUGAGGGAUACGUGGCUGAACGAGACGGUGAGGUUAUCGAUGAAGCUAAAUUAGACAAGGCCAUGACAUUUGUAAAUGAAGAGAAGCAAAAACGUAAUGCACAAAAACUUCACAAACAAAAAGAUGCAGAAAAAAUCACAGUAUCAAAGGAAGAUAUUGAACUCAUUGUAAAUGAAAUGGAUGUAACAAAGGCUAUAGCUGAUAAAUAUUUAAGAGAAAACAAGGCAAUAGAAGUUGGAUUGGAAGAUUGCUCUGCCGAUAGCGAUGUUGGUGAUAUUGGAUCAUUUGCA